GGCCGGACUCGGUGCUGAUCGGCCGCGCUCGGCGCUUCCCUGCCGUUACCGGCUCGGUUGCAACGGCCCCGCCGCUCAGCCCCGGCCCCCAGCAGCCCCGCCUGGCCAUGCUGGCCGCAGCAUGGGCCCUGCGGAGCAGGACACGCUGGCCUUGCGGGAGCAGCUCUUCCACGAGAGGGUCCGCGAAUGCAUCAUCUGUGCCCUGCUCUUUGCCAGUCUCUACAUCCUGUGCCACUUCAUCAUAACUCACUUCAAGAAGCACACAGAUUUUGCUGCAGUGCAUGAUGAUGAGGAUGCUGCUGUCAACAGGAUCACGCUGGGGCUCUGCACCUUCACCCUGGCCACGGCCCUGGGAGCUGUCCUGCUGCUGCCCUUCUCCAUCAUCACCAACGAGGUUCUGCUCUCCUUCCCCCACAACUUCUACAUCCAGUGGCUCAACGGAUCCCUCAUCCACGGCCUCUGGAACUUGGUUUUCCUCUUCUCCAACCUCUCCCUCAUCUUCCUCAUGCCCUUUGCCUACUUCUUCACCGAGUCCGAAGGCUUUGCAGGCUCCAAGAAGGGCAUCAUGGCCAGGGUGUACGAGACCUCGGUGGUGCUGCUGCUGCUGACCCUGCUGGUGCUGGGCAUGGUCUGGGUGGCCUCUGCCAUCGCCGGCAACGAUGCUGCCAGUCGCCAGUCGCUCUAUGACCUCUGGGACUGUUACCUGCCCUACCUCUACUCCUGCAUCUCUCUCUUCGGUGUCCUGCUGCUGCUGUUGUGCACUCCCUUCGGCCUCUCCACCAUGUUCACCGUCACGGGGAAGCUGCUGGUGAAGCCCCGGCUCCUGGAGGACCUGGAUGAGCAGCUGAGCUGCACCAGGCUGGAAGAAGCUGCUGUGUCCCACAGGAUCUCCUCAGGCAAAGCUUCCUGCUGGCUGAACCUGGACAUGGAGCUGCUGCGGGAGCAGCUCCUCACCAUCCGCAGCAGGAGGCGGACGCUGGAGCUGCGGCACCGAGCCUCACCCUGGCAGAGGAACUUGGGCUACCCCCUGGCCAUGCUGGGGCUGCUGGCACUGACUGGCAUCUCUGUGCUCAUUGUCUGCUUCCACGUCCUGGAGCUGCUGCUGGACGACGCUGCCAUGCCCAGGGGCAUGCAGGAUGCAUCCCUGGGCCAGGUCUCCUUCUCCAUCUUUGGUUCCUUUGGAGCUGCCCUGCAGGUGAUCCUCAUCCUCUACCUGAUGGUCUCCUCUGUCGUGGGCUUCUACAGCUCCCCCCUCUUCACUCACCUCCUCCCCCGGAGGCAGGACACCCCCCUCACAAAGAUCAUCGGGAACUGCGUCUCCUUGCUGGUGCUCAGCUCGGCCCUGCCUGUGUUCUCCAGGACACUGGGGAUCACACGUUUCGAUCUCCUGGGGGACUUUGGCCGCUCCAACUGGUUGGGGAACUUCUACAUCAUCUUCCUCUACAACAUGAGCUUCGCAGGGCUCACCACCCUCUGCCUGGUCAAGAAGGUCUCCUGGGCCGUCCAGGCCGAGCUCCUCCGUGCCCUGGGUCUGCACAAGCUGCCGCUGCCUGUCGCCCGCCGCCGGCCCCUCGGGAAGCCCUGCUAGGGCUGGGGGGGCCAGGGACGUGCCCCCC
Molecule: messenger RNA, 1616 nt
Organism: Dryobates pubescens (Downy woodpecker)
Lineage: Eukaryota; Metazoa; Chordata; Aves; Piciformes; Picidae
Gene: LMBR1L
Product: limb development membrane protein 1 like
Exons: 17
Coding region: 122-1588 (488 amino acids)
Biological process (GO): receptor-mediated endocytosis; signal transduction
Molecular function (GO): transmembrane signaling receptor activity
Source: RefSeq, a predicted model, not a curated record